Molecule: messenger RNA, 1203 nt
Organism: Cucurbitaria berberidis CBS 394.84
Lineage: Eukaryota; Fungi; Ascomycota; Dothideomycetes; Pleosporales; Cucurbitariaceae
Exons: 2
Coding region: 1-1203 (400 amino acids)
Biological process (GO): regulation of transcription by RNA polymerase II
Molecular function (GO): DNA-binding transcription activator activity, RNA polymerase II-specific; zinc ion binding
Source: RefSeq, a predicted model, not a curated record
AUGGCGGACUUACGUGUCGCGAAGCGCAAGACUCACUCUAAAUCGCGCAAGGGCUGCUCCCAAUGCAAACAGCGGCACACCAAGUGUAACGAGGCACGUCCACGGUGCGCGAAUUGCAUCCGCCUGGACAUACAAUGCUCCUGGCCAACAGUACCAAAUACUUACUCGACCCCAUCGCAAGCUAGUCCAGCCGAUCAUGUGUCUCCCUUCGCCGAACCGGAACCUUCUGGUAGCCCUGACACAGCAUCGCGUGCCUUUGAGCUUUCUAUCCCGGACUUGCGUUUGGUGCAUCAUUGGACUUCUAAAGGUUACAAUUCGCUGCAUCCAACUGGAACCAGAAGUGACGCAUGGCAAACUGGAUUCAUUGAGCUCGGAUUCGAACAUCCUUUCUUACUUCAUGGCCUGCUUGCUCUCUCGGCUGCGCACAAGGCGUCGUUCCUUCUACCUGCAGAGAGGCAAAGCCUUCUUCUCCAAGCCGAUUCGCACAUCAGUCGAGCUCUCGACACGUAUAGGAAGAACUUGGAGGCAUCAAAUGACGAGACGCCGACGAUCCCCAUGUUCAUCCUGUCGUCUGUUCUGCUUACGUACAACUUUGGCAUCGCACAGGAGAAACCGGAAGAUCCUAUUGGCUCAUUGCACCAUUGUUUCAUGCUGCUUCAGGGAAUCAAAGUCGUCGUCCUCCCGCACUGGGACCGAAUCAAGGAUAAUGACGUGUUCGCGCUUAUGACGGACAUGUCUUCGCCUAGUACUCUAGAAAUGCUUGACUCGCUCGCUCGGGAUGAUAAAAGCCAGGAGAUUAUACGUCUCAAAGAGUUGACCGAGCUUCUGCUCGACACUCAAGACAAGGAGGCUUGUGCGGACGCCAUUGAUCAACUCCAUGCGACUUGGUUACGAUUUCGACAUCUCACUCACGAUCGAGAUGAGUAUGGCCUUCUCUUUCUCUGGCCGGCCAAGCUCAACAAUCGCUUCUUCGACCUCCUGGCAGCUCACAAUCCUGUCACCUGUAUCAUUACUACACAUUUCGCCACUAUCUUGGCGCAGGGUCGUCCGAUUUGGUGGGUGUCCAAGUGGCCAGUAUGGCUCCUUGAUGCCUCCGAGGAGUUAUUACGAGCGACACCAGAUCUUCUGAGAUGGUUAGAUUGGCCCCAACAGAUCAUCAGAUCCCGAGCUUGGAGCCAAGCAGCCACCCCUGUCUCCUGUUGA